AUGUCUGUGCUGCCCAACAAUCAUUCAGCCUUAUCUCAAGAAACCCAUGAUGCCAAAGCAAUUAGUGGGUCAAAGAUGCCAUCUGCACAUACAGAGCCAACACCUGGAAGUUCCUCUUCCAAAACUGGGAUGGAAACUCAGCUUUCGCUGUCAGAAAAACCAAAAGAGGACGAAGAAAACCCAAUGAAAAAUCCAUUUACAGUUCCUUCAGAUAUUAAUAUUUUCUCAAUAAGAGACAAGGAAAGAAGAAAGGCUAAGGCGGAACGUGAAAGAAUGAAGACCAUGAAAAUCCACGAGAAAAUGACUUACUCCACUAAAGCCAAAGCAAUGCAAACUGGGUUGAAGAAGGCUCUGCAAAAGGAGGAGGAAGAGGAGGCCAAAAAACAGGCAACAGAUGACGAGAGAUGGAAAAUACUUCAAAAGAGUCUUUCGGGGAAGCUACGCAUUAAAAACGAUUACCCAUUACAAAAAACAACCUUCCGUGACUACAUAAAUGACAAAAGAGAGAUAUUUUACCUUGAGUAUGCCAUGGCAGUAAUGCGAGAUAAGAUGCAAAAGAUGGACAGCAUAGCAGAGAAAGAGGAAAGAAGGCUGAAAAAGGCUCAAAGAGAAAUGGAGAAGGAUGCUGCCACGUUUUAUGAGUUCCAGAAGGAGAAAGUGAAACAGUAUUCUCAAGCCAUAAAAAGUACCAGAAAAGAAAUUGCAGCGCAGGCAGAGAAAACAAGAGAAAUCCAGGAAAUCAACUCCCAAAUAGAGGAUGUCAAAAGUGAUAUACUCAGAAUGAAGAACACUCUGCGGGAGUACAAGCUGUGCAGGGACUUCCUCUACGAACUAUCUCCGAAAGAGUGGCAGGAGAAGCAUGUCAAAAAGGGCACAAAGGGGAAAUAUUUGAACACAUUUCUAUCAACAGGAGACCUAUUUUCAUUGGAGGAUUCAGAAAGCGAAACCAGCUCGGAUGAAGAUGAGGCCCCCAAGUUGUAUUUUACUGAUCCCCAACAAGUGCUGUCUGUUUUAACGGAGAUGGAGGAAAAGAUCUUGUCCUUCAUGCAGAAUUCCCAGGAUACCAAGACAACCGUGGACAAGCUCAUCAUUGAAUAUGAAAACAAGGAGAAGAAGUUUGCAGAGCUGAAACAGCAGGUAGACACCUUCAAAUCCUCCAUGGCCAAGCAAGAAGAGAAAAUAGCAGAUCUGAAGCACAAAGCUGAUGAGCAGGUAUAUCCUGAGAGCAAGGACAAAAUGCUUGAAAGCCUUGAGAAGAAGGUGCGGGAGGUUUAUAGUCACUGCACUGGAGAAAGUGGAGCAGACCUGCAGAUAGAGCAGAUGCUGAUGGUGAUAGAAAAACAGCUCUAUGAUUCACUGGACAAACUGGAGAGAGUCUCACCAGCAAAGUUAAAACCACUUCUGAAAGCCAAACAGAAGGAAUGGAGGCUAAGGCUCAGAGAGGAAAAGCUGAGACAACAGAAGCAGCAGGAAGAGGAAAGACUGAAAAAGAUCCUGGAAAAAUCACUGUCAGCUGUAAAAAUAACAACUGGUAAGAGGACAAUGUUCCGUUCCAAACUACCUGCCCUGAAGAAGCAGCAAAAGCAAAACCAAGAACAAAUGGAGAAGGAAAAGGAAGAACAACUCUACUAUUUUACCUGA
This is a messenger RNA of Indicator indicator, 1641 nucleotides long. RefSeq names its product cilia and flagella associated protein 100 (gene CFAP100). The record is from RefSeq and is a predicted model, not a curated record. NCBI's taxonomy places the organism in Eukaryota, Metazoa, Chordata, Aves, Piciformes, Indicatoridae. Bases 1 to 1641 code for a protein of 546 amino acids. The transcript is spliced from 15 exons.